Messenger RNA from Anoplopoma fimbria (sablefish), 2943 nucleotides. RefSeq names its product solute carrier family 35 member B2 (gene slc35b2). Bases 205 to 1506 code for a protein of 433 amino acids. The record is from RefSeq and is a predicted model, not a curated record. Gene Ontology annotation, biological process: transmembrane transport. Gene Ontology annotation, molecular function: 3'-phosphoadenosine 5'-phosphosulfate transmembrane transporter activity. Gene Ontology annotation, cellular component: endoplasmic reticulum membrane; Golgi membrane. The transcript is spliced from 4 exons. NCBI's taxonomy places the organism in Eukaryota, Metazoa, Chordata, Actinopteri, Perciformes, Anoplopomatidae.
ACCAACCGGAACCAACACAUCGGCCAUUGAGGAGGAUAAGUUGAAGACAUCAGAGCUAAAAGCGGCAGGUCCGAAGGAAAGACAAACCUUUACUACCACAACAGCUGCCGGUUUCGUGCGGCUUCAUGCUCUGCUACUGCGGGGACGUUUGAUUGUGUCGGCGUGUGUGCUGCGCCGGGUGCCGGGCCACAGAGAGUGGGGAAAAUGCCAUCUUUAUCAUGGAGGGUUUUCCCUGCAGUUGUGUUGCUUCUCAUCCCUUCCAUUGUGGCUGCUGAUGAGGUGUCACUACUGGAAGGCUGGCACGAUGUUUGGCUCUUCCGCUUCCUCGUCAACGUUCUGGGAUACUCCACCAUCAUCAUCCCCGGCUACUUCCUUAUUAGCUAUUUCAAGCGCACCAAUUACUUAGAAACAGGUAGUGGGUUUUGUUUCCCUUUCAUAAAGACCUGUGUGUUUGGCAGUGAGGCCAAAACAGGAUUGUUGGAUGACGUGUCACUUGCACCGAGGAACGAGGGUGAUUCAGGCUCGUCAGUCAGACAGGUCGUCAAAUUAAUCUUUUGUGCUGCCGGACUUCAGGUAUCGUACCUGACAUGGGGAGUCCUGCAGGAGAGGGUGAUGACACGUUCGUACGGAGCCACGACUCCAGAAGAUGAGGGUGAGAAAUUCAAGGACUCUCAGUUCUUGGUCUUCAUGAACCGUAUCCUGGCUCUGACCGUGUCGGGACUGUGGUGCCUUCUGUUCAAGCAGCCUCGCCACGGAGCACCCAUGUACAAGUACUCCUUCGCCUCGCUCUCCAACAUCAUGAGCAGCUGGUGCCAGUACGAGGCCCUCAAGUACAUAAGCUUCCCCACUCAAGUCCUGGCCAAGGCCUCUAAAGUCAUUCCUGUCAUGCUCAUGGGUAAGAUCGUCUCCCACAAGAGCUACGAAUACUGGGAGUACUUAACCGCCGUGCUGAUCUCGGUGGGUGUCAGCAUGUUCCUGCUGUCCAGCACUCCCACCAGUCACCCGUCCACCGUCACCACCUUCAGCGGGGUCGUCAUCCUUAUCGGCUACAUCGUCUUCGACAGCUUUACUUCCAACUGGCAGGACAACCUGUUCAAGUACAAAAUGUCGUCGGUGCAGAUGAUGUUUGGGGUAAACCUGUUCUCCUGCCUCUUCACUGUUGGCUCGCUGCUUGAGCAGGGUGCCUUUUUUGACUCGCUGGCCUUCAUGACACGCCACACCGAGUUUGCCUUUCAUGCCGUGUUGCUGUCCGUGUGCUCGGCAUGUGGCCAGCUCUUCAUCUUCUACACCAUCAGCCAGUUUGGUGCUGCAGUCUUCACCAUCAUUAUGACCCUGCGACAGGCUAUCGCCAUCCUCCUCUCUUGUUUCCUCUACGGUCACGCAGUCACCAUAGCAGGUGGAUUUGGUGUUGGGGUAGUUUUCUUAGCACUUUUCUUACGGGUGUACGCACGUAACCGCAUGAAGGCAGGUCGGCGGGCAGCACAGCCGAUCGGACAGAAGGUGUAGCACUCCAAAGUCGCGCCAAACUGGGAACUGAGACCACGUUUUCUGUGGAGCUUUUUGUCUAUUUGUGUGUAUCUAUCGGGUUGGUUUGUUUGUUUUUUACUGUUCUUUUCAAUUGGUUUUUAGUUUUUCUUAACGAUGGUACAGAAAGGGAUUUUGAAAUUUUGACUCUUACACCAAGAUGCCCCCAAGGGGUCUAUGUGAUUUGUCAAGUCAGCAGUCACAGAAGUUUUGAGUGCCUGUAAGAUUGUCUUAUACACGAGUCCCAGACCAUAAACUUUGCAAACUGCCUCUUCACCAAUAUCACACUGAAACAGAAUAUUUUUCCUACACUACCGUACGUGGCUUGUGCAGCCAAAUGAAAAAUUCUAAAAAAUGUUGUUCAUUUUCAAACAUUAAAUGACUUAAAGGACUAGUGUGUAGGAUUCAGGGGGGGAUCUAUUGGCAGAAAUUAAGCAUGAUAUUCAAUAUUAUGUUUUCAUUAGUGUAUAAUCACCUGAAACUAAGAAUCUUUGUGUUGUGUUAGCUUAGAAUGAGCCAUUCAUAUCAACAUAGGGAGCGGGUCCUCUUUCACAGAGCCCGCCAUGUUUCUGCAAUAAACCAGAACAGACAAACCAAACACUGGUUAUAGAGAAAGCCUUCUGCGUUUUUUACAUCAGAAGUGGCAUUUUGAAUUUUAACUUUAAUAGAUUCCAUAAAAUCUUACACACUGGUCCUUUUUAAAAUGUAUCCCAAACAUUUGAACAAGACUUUCACUUUCAGUAAUGACGAAACUUUCUAUUUGUUGAGUUAUCUUUCAAUCACAAUAGCCAAUAGCUUAUCUCACUCCUCCAUGUUGGAGAGCAGGGGUUUUUAUGUGGGAAUUUUAUCUUGUAAAGCUAUAAAAAAUAGCCUGAAAACAUUGUGCACACUGUUUAUUUUAAGGUAUAUUAACAUAUUGCAGAGGCUACCAUCUGUAAUAGAGGGUAGUAAACAACAGUUUGCGUAAUAAAGAGCGCACUUAUAAAUUGUAUAAUUUUAUCCCAAGAUCAGUGAACCAAAUGCUGCUGUGGGUACUUUUUGCACGGCGUUAUUUUAAAGAAAACAUUUUUUGUUGUCCUCUCAACACAGAUUUUACUUAAUACUUUAACUUUGGGCUAAAAAGUCUUGUAAAUAUAUCUUUUAGUCAUUGUUUAUUUCCAACUUGUCUGUCGUGUACUUUUGUAAAAGAACUGCUUCAUGUGUUUUCACCGUCACAUGUGAAUGUUUGAAAGAACACUGAAUGGAUGAUGAUGAAGAUGAUGAUCAUUGCCGUCAUAAGGAUGUGAAGAUAAUGUUGGCCAAGUGGGGAUUUUGCGGAACAGAAUGCAUACAAGGGAAGUGCAAUCUUACUGGUACCUUUUUUUAUUAUUCUACUAUUUCCUCUGGUAACUGGAUUAAUAAUAAAACAUAUUAAAUUAA